CACACUAAUGUCUCUAAGCAAGAAAACACCAUGGCUUCUCUUCACUCUCAAACUCCUAUUGCCUUCCCCACCCUGAUUCUACUCCUUUUCAUUUCCUUCCUAACCACCAUCCUUUCCCAAGAUCCCAGCUCCUCAAGCCCCUCCAUAGCCCAAUGUGCACCACGCCUGAUUCCACUGACCCCUUGUGCAUCAUUUGUGCAGGGCACAGCCCAGUCACCAGGACCUAUGUGCUGCACCAACCUCAAGCAACUCUACAGCCAGGAACCCCAUUGCCUCUGCCUCUUGCUUAACGGCACUACCUUGAGCUCUUUCCCUAUUAACACCACACUUGCUUUGGAGCUUCCUGUUCUUUGCAGCCUUCAAGCUAACAUCUCUACUUGUUCAGGAAUAAAUGUGCCUUCUAAUCCAUCCGGUUCUCAAGUUUCCCUUGGGACAAACACCAACUCUACUCAGGGGAGUAAAGCAAACUCGACUGUUGCUGCUUCUCCAGUGGUUCAAGUAGCACCCAGAACCAACAUUACGGGAUUAGGCUUUGGCAGAAGCACCAGCACCAGCACCAAAUUGAAGACGGAUGUUGAUUUUGCACUUGUGACAACUAUGGCAGCUUUUCUGUUGACAAAAUUAUUGUAUUGAGGUGUUUAUGAAAUCUUAGUGUCUAGGAUUGAAGACUUGUUUACUACCCUUGUUAAGACUUGUUUACUACCCUUGUUAAAAAUGGUUUUUGAUUUGUAUUUGGAUGCUAUCAUAUAUUUCGUUGGAAUAAAAUUACAAUAGUUUAUGGUUAUAA
Quercus lobata is the source of this 787-nucleotide messenger RNA. RefSeq names its product Bifunctional inhibitor/lipid-transfer protein/seed storage 2S albumin superfamily protein. The transcript has 3 exons. NCBI's taxonomy places the organism in Eukaryota, Viridiplantae, Streptophyta, Magnoliopsida, Fagales, Fagaceae. Bases 31 to 633 code for a protein of 200 amino acids. The record is from RefSeq and is a predicted model, not a curated record.